Messenger RNA from Schistosoma bovis, 1369 nucleotides. NCBI's taxonomy places the organism in Eukaryota, Metazoa, Platyhelminthes, Trematoda, Strigeidida, Schistosomatidae. The record is from the annotation of a GenBank genome assembly.
UCUAAAUGUCAAACUAUUAACAUGAGUGUUUUCUGCCUACCCGUUCCGGGUUGUUUUAAUUCGCUACUCAUAUUAACUUCUAAUGAGACCCUACCUUGGAUUUUUGAAUAAGUAGUCGCAUAAAUGACAAAUAUUAAGUCUCAUGCAUACACCACAAAGUUAAAGGCGUUGAAUGAAGCUUGUUUCAAGCUGGUGAACAAUGCAAGUAAUUUGCCAUCCUCAAAUGAUAUAACUAGCUUGUUGAAAUUUUUUCAAAACAGCCUAUACAAUAUACUCAAAGAUAUACAUGUCCUCUCCAUUGAGCGUUUUAUGAAUAGGAUCAAUGAUCAGGAGUGGAGGUCCAAACAUUUACCUCAACUUGACUACGGAACACUUUAUUUGUGCCUUUUAACAAUUUCAGAGCAAAUUCAAAAGCUUACUAAUCAGAGUGGUAACUGCUUAUUCGAUAACUUUCAUGUUUUUUUAUGGUAACGUCGGCCAAUACUGAUUGAUUUAUUGUAAUUUCCAUAUUUUGGUUGAAUUUCGAGCAAAUAUUGGAGAAAACCAAAAUUUACAUAAAUCAUUUUGUCACUUUCUUCGAAGUUUUAAGUUUUUCUGUGAAAAAACCAAAUCAGGGGAAAUUUCAAAGUUUUUGUUGCAUUUCCUUAAAGUUUUCCAUUGCAGCUUCCCCAAAAUCUCUUCGAGACUUUUAACGUUUUCCCUCAAAUCACGAGAUUGGGAUAUUCUAUGUCCUAUUGAAAUUUUAGUUUGAUAUUCAUUGUUUGGUGUACCAUUGGUUGUCUGAUUUGAAUCAACACUGAAUAUGAGAAAUGUGUUUGACUAUAUCUUGGGAAGAAUCGCUUGAGUUGUAGGGAAAUUUGGAGGUAUUUGGGAGACACUCAUCAUAUAUUUUGCAAUUACUUACAAGCCCAGAUCAGUACUUACAUAAUGGUCGCACUUUUUAUCGACAGUAAUGUCUAUAUUUAUAAAAUAAUAAGUGUUCAGCAAAAGAGGUUUCAAGCUUGAUAAACAAACCGUAUAAGAAUUGGUGUUUUUAGAUCUGAGUGUUGUCUCUUAGUUUCAGAAGAAAAUGUGAAAAACUUAGAUAGCUCAUAGAAUAUUAAUUAACUCACGUCAUCGUGAAGGAAUGGUCCCCAUGGUAGUUUUUAUUAUAGUUCUGACUCAUAAUUAACCUGACAUUCUAACUGACGCCUGUUAUGAAUUGGAAUUUAAAAACAAAUAUUGAUGAUUUUAUACAUAUUUUAAUAAACAUAGUUGUCGAGUUUUGUAUUUUGACUGCUUCAUAAUUUUCUUGAUAAAUUUGUGGGACUAUAUAGACAUUUUCUUAGUCGUAAACGUAUGCAUAAUUUAAUGUUGUCUUAGAAGUUGG